CGGGCUUUCGCGCGGUCUGCUGCGGCGCCCUCAGCGAUCCCGUUACCCACGCAUCUACGCUGGACCUGAAGCUGUGCUUCUUCGGCUUCUCGGACUCGGAUGGAAUUCCUUAGACUGGUGUGCAGUUUGAGCUAUGAGUCAGCUAGGUUCGUCAUUGAUGAUCGUCGGCUGCUCGUCAAUGACAACUUGAAGAGCGCCCUCGGAGGCUGGGACUGCUGAGAAAACACCGCGAACCCCGACAGCACGCGCUCGAACAAAGUCCCUUGUGCUAUGCUUAGAGCCGUGAGAGCCCCACUUCAAUGGCAGCGCAGUGCGUGUGUGACAUCGUCGUACAGCGGUGAAACUCGUGGCCGACUUCAAACUCUGGCAUAUAGGCCCUGUGAAAACCGACGCAGAUUCAUUUUGGGCCAGACACAUUGUGCAACAUUGACGGUUCUGGCCCAUGCAGUCGAGCAUAGCUGCAUAAUUUGUCGCGACGAAUAUAUCAGCUUGCACGUCACAGAAGUACAGGUGGCAACCCAGUGUAUUCUUCAUGUAUCUGUAGCAUCACGAUCAGCUCCAUUACAACGCUCGACGACGGUACAGCUGUUCGGCGUCUUCCAUGACGCUGGCUACUGGCACAUAGUGACACCGACUUCGAUUGUUGCACAUCGGGAACACCAUGUGGAGUCACUACACAUCUUUCUCAGGUGCGGUCCCGAUCCCUCGUCGAACACAUCAUCGACGCCGACUGAACGCCGAUACGAAGGCCUACAGAGGCGUCUUGUUUCCGCCAUUAUCAUGAAAAUCGAGAUGAUUGAUGACACAACGGAACCGGUGAUGCCGAAGGCAUCGCUAUCCGGGUGGGCUGGACUGGUGAGACUGAAAAUCUGAACUCUCGACGGACCGGAAACAUGCUCGCAAUGCAAACCCACCGUAGCAUGUGAAGAUCGAGGUGUAUUUCACCACGCUCUUCAAUUCGUGACGCCACGGGAUUCAUCCCCACGGAAGUGAGGCCGUAUGCCGCUGUAUGGUCGGUUGUAUUUGGCUCGAAACGGGUGCUGCGAGAGUUGCGCGAUACUUGGUCGUGAGGAGAGCAAGAGCAAGU
Messenger RNA from Fomitopsis serialis, 1087 nucleotides. RefSeq lists its product as uncharacterized. The record is from RefSeq and is a predicted model, not a curated record. NCBI's taxonomy places the organism in Eukaryota, Fungi, Basidiomycota, Agaricomycetes, Polyporales, Fomitopsidaceae. The transcript has 4 exons. The coding region runs from base 271 to 873 and encodes 200 amino acids.